CAUUCGAUUUUCCCGAACGUACGCUUUACUGUUUUCUUCCGGGCUGCUUUGAACCUACCCAGCUGCCGUAGGCAGUGGGUCGAAAGUGCCGUUCAAAAUGGAAGUGAAUCCCCCCAAACAGGAACACCUGCUGGCCCUGAAAGUGAUGCGGUUAACUAAACCUACUUUAUUCACCAAUAUUCCAGUAACAUGUGAAGAAAAGGACUUACCUGGAGAUCUCUUUAACCAACUCAUGAGAGAUGAUCCUUCAACCGUAAAUGGUGCAGAAAUUUUAAUGUUGGGAGAAAUGUUGACUUUACCACAGAAUUUUGGGAAUAUAUUUUUGGGAGAGACCUUUUCCAGUUAUAUCAGCGUUCAUAAUGAUAGCAAUCAAGUUGUUAAAGAUAUAUUAGUAAAAGCUGAUCUUCAGACAAGUUCUCAGCGUUUAAAUCUUUCAGCCUCCAAUGCUGCAGUGGCUGAACUUAAACCUGAUUGUUGUAUUGAUGAUGUCAUACAUCAUGAAGUAAAGGAAAUUGGAACACACAUCCUGGUGUGUGCAGUGAGCUAUACAACUCAGGGUGGAGAAAAAAUGUAUUUUAGAAAAUUCUUCAAAUUUCAGGUUCUCAAACCAUUGGAUGUGAAAACCAAAUUUUAUAACGCAGAGAGUGACCUCAGUUCUGUGACUGAUGAAGUAUUUCUCGAAGCCCAGAUUCAGAAUAUUACAACCUCACCCAUGUUUAUGGAGAAAGUUUCACUGGAGCCAUCUAUAAUGUACAACGUAGCAGAAUUAAAUUCAGUCAGCCAAGCUGGAGAAAGUGUAACUACAUUUGGGUCAAGAGCUUAUUUGCAACCAAUGGAUACACGCCAGUAUUUGUACUGCCUAAAACCCAAGAAGGAGUUUGCAGAAAAAGCAGGCAUCAUUAAAGGAGUAACAGUAAUUGGAAAACUGGAUAUAGUGUGGAAAACAAAUCUAGGUGAAAGGGGAAGAUUACAGACCAGUCAACUUCAACGAAUGGCUCCAGGUUAUGGAGACGUUAGGUUGUCUUUGGAGGCAAUCCCUGAUACUGUAAACCUAGAAGAACCUUUUCAUAUUACCUGUAAAAUAACAAACUGCAGCAGUGAAAGGACUAUGGAUCUGGUUUUGGAAAUGUGCAAUACCAAUUCUAUCCACUGGUGUGGCAUUUCAGGAAGACAGCUUGGAAAGCUACAUCCAAGUUCCUCUCUCUGCCUUGCCCUUACUCUCCUGUCUUCAGUACAGGGACUGCAGAGUGUCUCCGGCUUAAGACUAACUGACACGUUCUUAAAGAGAACAUAUGAAUAUGAUGACAUCGCACAGGUCUGUGUGGUAUCUUCGGCCAUCAAAGUGGAGAGCUGAAGAAAAUUUCCAGUGUUCUGCUUUUCAUUGAGUUUAACAGAACUUUCUGUAUCUCUGUCACCUUUGUGAAAUGAUCGAGUCUCCAACAAAAAUAAGUAUCUAUUAUUUAAAUUUCUUUCCUGCAAAAGUUAAAAUAUUAAAUAUUUGUUUUGAAAACA
Molecule: messenger RNA, 1512 nt
Organism: Acinonyx jubatus (cheetah)
Lineage: Eukaryota; Metazoa; Chordata; Mammalia; Carnivora; Felidae
Gene: TRAPPC13
Product: trafficking protein particle complex subunit 13
Exons: 13
Coding region: 98-1354 (418 amino acids)
Cellular component (GO): TRAPPIII protein complex
Source: RefSeq, a predicted model, not a curated record